Messenger RNA from Anopheles moucheti, 1788 nucleotides. RefSeq names its product tropomyosin-1 (gene Tm2). The transcript is spliced from 5 exons. Gene Ontology annotation, biological process: actin filament organization; muscle contraction. NCBI's taxonomy places the organism in Eukaryota, Metazoa, Arthropoda, Insecta, Diptera, Culicidae. Gene Ontology annotation, molecular function: actin filament binding. The coding region runs from base 113 to 967 and encodes 284 amino acids. Gene Ontology annotation, cellular component: actin filament. The record is from RefSeq and is a predicted model, not a curated record.
GUGUUUUUAGUCUUGCGAGGAUUUGAGUGAAAGCGCUCAGCUAGCACCUUAAGGAAAUCUCCUUCCUGUUUCUUUUCUGUGGCACGAGGUUAGCUAAAACAAACCAUCCAAAAUGGACGCGAUCAAGAAGAAAAUGCAGGCGAUGAAGAUCGAGAAGGAUAAUGCGCAGGACAAAGCCGACACCUGCGAGAACCAGGCCAAGGAGGCUAACCUCCGCGCGGACAAGAUCAUGGAGGAGGUCGCCGAGCUGACCAAGCGUCUGGAACAGGUCACUCAGGAUCAUGAGAAGUUCAAGGCGUCGCUGGAACAGGCGACCAAGGACUGCGAGGAGAAGGAUAAGCUGCUCACCUCCACCGAGGCGAACGUAGCCGCCCUGACCCGCAAGGUGCAGCAGGUUGAGGAGGAUCUGGAAAAGUCUGAGGAACGUUCGUCCGCCGCGCUGUCCAAGCUGCUGGAAGCCACCCAGUCGGCUGAUGAGAACAACCGUAUGUGCAAAGUGUUGGAGAACCGUUCCCAGCAGGAUGAGGAGCGUAUGGACCAGCUGUCCAACCAGCUGAAGGAAGCCCGUAUGCUCGCUGAAGAUGCUGAUACCAAGUCGGAUGAAGUGUCCCGCAAGCUGGCCUUCGUUGAAGACGAGCUGGAAGUCGCUGAGGAUCGUGUCAAGUCCGGCGAGGCCAAGAUCAUGGAGCUUGAGGAGGAGCUGAAGGUCGUCGGUAACUCCCUGAAAUCUCUGGAGGUGUCGGAAGACAAGGCCAACCAGAGAGUGGAAGAGUUCAAGCGCCAGCUGAAGACCCUGACCAUCAAGCUGAAGGAGGCGGAGACCCGCGCCGAAAACGCCGAGAAGAACGUCAAGAAACUCCAGAAGGAGGUCGACAGACUAGAAGAUGAGCUGGGCGUCAACAAGGACCGAUACAAGUCUUUGGCCGACGAGAUGGACUCCACGUUCGCCGAGUUGGCCGGCUACUAAGCUGCUACCUUCUGGCUCGAUCGGACGGUCGAUCGAAGGGGUGUGCGAAUGCUCAGUCCUGGUGCACUUUGGUACACCGGAACCGGAUCGCACCUUCCGAAACACCUGCGCAGAACUCUAUUACUACCAACCUAUCCGUCAACAGUGCGACCGUUUGAAGGCAUUUUUAACCAACUUUUGCGAUCGAAAUAAUCGAGACGAGCUUAGUAAACAGCCAGGAGCAUACACAAAGAAUUGUGAAGAAAAUGUAAGAAGGAGUGCGAAAAAGAGAGAGAGAGUACUUAAGAACAUCUUAAAACGCGAUAUUUAACACCACCGUCCCAGAUGGUACAGGAGCCAACAGAAAAGAAAAAUCAGCCAAGCCCUCGUAAACACCCAAAGAGACCAUCCUAGAAAUGCAAGGUUCCAUAUGAUCAUGUUGUUGUUGUUGAUGUUGUUGUCAUUUGUUGCUAGUCGCCAGGCUUGCAUAGGGCCCUGUGUAAAAGAACCUUGCCCACCGGGGGGCGCGCAUCGUAGUGUAGUGGGUGGUACUGUGGUGUCCGUCAGUCAACUUCGGUGUUGGGAGUCACCCAAUGCCGAACCCGGCUCUGCACUGCUUCCCCGGCAGGAAGCGAACAGAGAGAGAGAGAAAGAGAGAGCGGUGACACACUGUCUUAGAUCCGGGAAAAAAAAACAUAUUAACAACACCAAACCAAACAGUUGAAGCAUGUGCAAUCUUCCAACGUCUACUUUCUCUUGAUAAAUGUAUUAUUUAUAUCUUUUGAAUAAAACUAUGAGGACGGUAAAUAAUUUUAAGUAAAACAUCCAGAAACCGUGCGUCA